UAAUCCGGAAUCAUCGUUCUAUGGUCGUUGAGGGUAGUUUACGAGAAUAAGGGAGAGUCCGAGGUCUUUUUGUGAAUAGGAAUUCGUGCAUGCUAAGAAUCCAAUCCAAGCAACGCCACACCUACAAUCCCGAAAGUCCUUUUGGCAUCUUCCUGGGUAUUUCACUUGGUCCGAACCUGCUUAAGAAAUACCCGAUAAAUAGCGAGUGAAAUUCUAUGGAGGAUGAUGAUUGGAGCUUUGGUUUUUCUACUCCUUCAAGGGCCUACCGAUCAACUACAGAUCUUUGUAUAGAUUGGGAGGAGGUUGAAGCGGACGAUGAUUUAAAAGCAGAAUAUCCGUGCCCAUUUUGUCCGGAGGAUUUUGAUUUGGUUGGGUUGUGCUGCCAUAUUGACGAGGAGCAUCCUAUAGAAGCAGAUUAUGGGGUAUGUCCUGUUUGUGCUACAAAAGUGGGUAUGAAUAUGGUUGGGCACAUAACGACACAGCAUGGGAACUUUUUUAAGAAUUGGCACAAGUUGAAACUCUGUAAAGGUGAGUCUUAUUCAACUUUUUCUUCUUCAAGAAAGGAAUUUCAGAAUGGACAUUUCCAAUCUCUUCUUGCUGGGUCAUCCCCUGCGGUUUCUACCUCUAAGAUGGCACCUGAUUCACUGCUGUCAUUUCUUUAUAAUGGGCCUGCUGCUGUCAAGUCUGAAAGUGUGCAGCCUGAUUCUUCAACUGAAGUAAGCAUGGAAGAUGAAAAUCCUGAUGAGUCAAGGUUAGUAAGAAAUUUUCAAGUUCCUUUAUCUGACAAAGAAAAAGAGGAAAAAGCAAGGAGAUGCGAGUUUGUACAGGGCCUGUUCUUGUCCACCAUCUUUGAUGACAGCUUAUGAAUGGGAUACAAUAUAGUGUUUGUUGCCAGUUUCCCUAAUUUUAGGAGAGAUGUUUAUUGUCCAUGCUGUUUGUUGAAUAUUCUGAUACCUUUGAUAGAAAGAGCCAAGUUAGACAUAGGGAAUUCAAUGUAAUGCACGUUGUUAGUCAAAUGUAAUUAGCAAGGCCAGCAUGGACCCAGACUCUCGUUUCACGUAUCUCAAAGUUUUACGUGCUAGUGAAAAUAUUUACAGUGAAAUUCCUGCUA
This is a messenger RNA of Carya illinoinensis, 1111 nucleotides long. Its product is annotated as protein DEHYDRATION-INDUCED 19 homolog 4-like. The record is from RefSeq and is a predicted model, not a curated record. The coding region runs from base 216 to 866 and encodes 216 amino acids. NCBI's taxonomy places the organism in Eukaryota, Viridiplantae, Streptophyta, Magnoliopsida, Fagales, Juglandaceae. The transcript has 6 exons.